Daphnia pulicaria is the source of this 1271-nucleotide messenger RNA. It is a transcript of the gene KdelR, whose product is annotated as ER lumen protein-retaining receptor-like. Gene Ontology annotation, biological process: protein retention in ER lumen; endoplasmic reticulum to Golgi vesicle-mediated transport. The transcript is spliced from 7 exons. Bases 331 to 969 code for a protein of 212 amino acids. Gene Ontology annotation, cellular component: cis-Golgi network; membrane; endoplasmic reticulum. Gene Ontology annotation, molecular function: ER lumen protein retrieval receptor activity. Lineage: Eukaryota; Metazoa; Arthropoda; Branchiopoda; Diplostraca; Daphniidae. The record is from RefSeq and is a predicted model, not a curated record.
CUCCGCUUUUUUAGUGUCGCUAGUUGCAAUGACCGAGAAUUGCAGACAGAAAUUCCGCUCCCUUGUGUUUUUUGGAUAGAAGGUACUAACUAAACAGCACUCUUAUCAUUAAUCAUCAAAAUUAUUUCUUUCAUGAAGAUAAGGUUUAUUUGGGUCCUUGUUUAAAUCUAUUCUUUGCCAGAUUAGUCCACGUCAUCGUGUAGCUUCUGCAACGAGCAAGCGGCCAUAUUAACCGGUUGACAGCUCGGUACCCUCCGUCGUUUCUUUCAAGAUUUGUCGUCUAAAAACAACUUUCACGAGUUGGAUUAUUAGUUUACAUCCUAGAUCAAAAUGAAUAUCUUCCGUCUAUUGGGAGACUUGUCUCAUCUUCUGGCUAUUGUCAUACUUCUGUUGAAGAUAUGGAAAAGUCGUUCGUGUGCAGGUAUUUCGGGUAAGUCUCAAUUUCUAUUUGCCUUGGUCUACACCACCAGGUACUUGGAUUUAUUGACAAACUAUGUCUCCCUCUACAACUCUUUCAUGAAGGUGGUAUUCAUCGCAGCAUCCUAUGGCACACUUUAUUUAAUGUAUGUCAAAUUCAGGGCUACAUAUGACCGGAAUCAUGACACAUUCAGAGUCGAACUCUUGCUUAUUCCUGUUGCCGCCUUGGCCCUCCUUUUCAACCACGAGUUCUCUGUCAUGGAAGUGCUGUGGGCUUUCUCGAUCUAUCUGGAAGCAGUUGCGAUCUUGCCCCAACUUUUCAUGGUUUCCAAGACUGGAGAGGCUGAAUCUAUCACAUCACAUUACUUGUUUGCUUUGGGCUCCUACCGUGCUCUGUACAUCUUUAACUGGAUCUACCGUUACUAUGGUGAGAGCUUCCAAGAUUGGAUCGCUGUUGUUGCCGGCAUCGUUCAAACUAUUUUGUACUGCGACUUCUUCUACCUCUACAUAACCAAAGUUCUCAAAGGAAAGAAACUGCAACUACCAGCAUAAACAAAUUUAUUAUCUUCAUCAUAUCACCAGGAAUUUGUUGGCAAAUUGUCACGCCGCAACAAGAUGGAGAUGAGAAGAAAGCAAGUGUGUAUGUGUGUGUGUUACAUGCAGAUUGGCCUUUUAAUAAUUUCCUUUCCGCGUUUCAUUUUAAUGUUUCUUGAUUAUUUUUUCCUGUUUAUCCUGCAAAGAAGGAAAAGCUUGAGCCAAUGAAUUUUUCGCAAAGCCAACAAAGGAUGCGAUUUUCAGCUCAUGAUACAGGGGGCUAAUUCAAAUUUGUUUUCAAUAAAAGAAUUUCUGCUAAA